AUGGGGAAGUACAUGAGGAAGGCGAAGCUCGCGGGGGAGGUUGCCGUCAUGGAGGUCUCCCACCAGUCUUCUCUCGGCGUCCGCACCAGGGCCAGAACCCUAGCCCUACAGCGCCUCCAGAAGCCCGCCGCGCCUACUCCGUCUCCAUCUCCACCCGCGGAGCACGACAACAUUUCCUAUCUCCAACUACGGAGCCGGCGGCUUGAGAAGCCCCUCGUCGUCCCUUCCAGGCCCAAGGAUGGCUACAAGGGCGGUCCUAAGUCGGCCACCAGCCCGAAGGGCCCCACGGCGGGGAAGAACCCUAAUCCUAUCUUGACGGCAUGCUCUGCGAAUUCCGAGUCAGUGGGGUCUGUCUCCGCGGCGAAGAGUCGGUCGAAGAGGGGCGAAUGGGAGGACGAGCUAGCCUCCGAGGCCUCCCCGUACAGCGAUGGCAUUGAGGCGUCCUUCGGCGAGAAUUUCCUCGAAUUCGAAGCAAGAGAUAGGUGGGCUCCUUCCCCCCCCCCCCCCCCCCCCUCCCCGAUUUUCUCGCUUCCUGUAUUUUCUCUACAUGUAUUCCGCGGAAAUUCUAACUUUUCCUUCAAUCCUUCGCCUCGCUUUUCUCCUUGCUCGCUCGUGGUUUUCUUCCCCCCUUUUUUUCCCUUCUGAUAUCCUGUAUAUUCUGGGAUUUUUGCUCUCAUUCCGAUGCAUAAUCAUUCCCUUGAAUUUCCCGUCGAGACGACGAUUUUCGAAUUCCAGAGCGAAAUGUCUCAUUGUUGGGUCUUCUAUCUCGGCGGCUUUGUAUUCCGCAGCAGAUUUCUUAUCCUGGUUUCCUCUAAUUUGUAAUCUCUCUCUCUCUCUCUCUCUCUCUCUCUAUAUAUAUAUAUAUAUAUAUAUAUAUCUAUCUAUCUAUCUAUCUCUUCUUUAAUUGAUUCUGCAGCCUGGACUCCCUGCAUGCGUUCAUUUCUGGUCUGCACCCGGGAAUCCCGUUGCCUUCAGCAGGCAGGCAUAUCUUCGUUCUCUCUUCUCCUUCUGUGACGUGGGCUCCGUGGGUGUAUUCUUCCCCCGUCGUUCGUCCUCCCUCUUUGUUCGGAAGAGAGUGGCGGCCAUCGUCAUCGGCCGCCAUCGUUCCAUUUUCUUCUCACCGGAGUUUGCUUGGUGGACCAUCUCGGAGUCUUUUGUGGGCCGAGUCAGCGGAUGUUCUGUCCUGCAUGCGCCAGAAACAAGAACAAAUAGGAACCACCAGUAACCUUGAGAUCUUCAUGUUUUUUUUCCCCCCUCUUCUUGAGAAAUCUCCAGUGCCUCUUGGGUUUGGCGUCUUUCCUCCCAGCCGAGAGCGGGCCUCGGAGGUGACGUGAGGGCUCGGUCGCUUGCUAUGUUAAUCCCCAGAGAUAGAAUCUCCUGGGCACCACCAACUGUGCUCGGUUCAGUUUGAAGCUCCGUGCAGAGCGGCCCAUGGCAGAGACAAGCUUUUGUCGAUCAGUUUGAUUCGUCCUUUCGGGGGAAUCUUUUUUGGCCUCGUCCUGCCAUCACUGAAAUGCCGCUCAUCUUCUCUCUUCUUUUUUUUUUUCUUUUUUUUUUUUUUUGCUGAAAAAAGAGGGGUGGCGGGGGGGAAGUGGAUGCUCUCUAUUUUAAUUAAUUUUGUUCUCAUCACAAGGCGACCGAUGGUUGUUGUUGUUGCAGCAAAAAUCCAAGUCUUCCUAUUUAUUUUCCUUUUUUAAUCUUCCCCGGCUGCAGGUAGGCUCAUUCAAGGCUUCUGGGCAUGCUGUAAAUCGCAUCCCCAGAGUGGUGGGUGGGUCCGUUCGAUUUGCGCCUUUUGAAGUUUGCAUUGUUCCUUGUGUGAUCGCUCUCGUCUGGGAUCAGCUUUUCGAUUGGGAUUUUCAGUGCCCGACUGAGCUUCAAACCGGGUUUUUCUCUUCUCGAUCGUCGUUUUCUCCUGUGAUUGUGAUCUUUGUCGCCCAAGUCUGUUUCUGUAAGGCUUGUGGUUGUGUGCUCGGGGAACUGUUCAUGGAGGAUGGGAGCUUGUGACAUCGUUGCAGGAAUGUCAGGGAGACCACGCCCUGCAGCUUGAUAAAGGACUCAGACGUCGCAGGAACCCCGGGCUCGACCACCCGGCGGCGGACGGCGUCCGGUCGGAGAACCCAGCCGGCGGCGCUGCGGAGCAUCCCGACCUCCGAGGAGAUGGAGGAGUUCUUCGCCGGCGCAGAGCAGGUGCAGCAGAGGAUAUUCACCGAGAAGUAGGCUCCCCCCACACCCCUUCUCGUUUUUUUCUUCUCGGAGGGAUCCUCCUUCCUUCCACCUGGUCUGGUUUAAUCCUGUUCUUCUGUUUCCUCGUGGGCUCUCUUGCGGCAGGUACAACUUUGAUCCGGUGAAGGACUGCGCGCUACCUGGGCGGUACGAGUGGGUUAGGCUGGACGAUUCCUAG
Spirodela intermedia is the source of this 2401-nucleotide messenger RNA. The record is from the annotation of a GenBank genome assembly. Lineage: Eukaryota; Viridiplantae; Streptophyta; Magnoliopsida; Alismatales; Araceae.